This is a messenger RNA of Arvicola amphibius (Eurasian water vole), 1474 nucleotides long. It is a transcript of the gene Sbds, whose product is annotated as SBDS ribosome maturation factor. NCBI's taxonomy places the organism in Eukaryota, Metazoa, Chordata, Mammalia, Rodentia, Cricetidae. Gene Ontology annotation, biological process: ribosome biogenesis; cytosolic ribosome assembly. The record is from RefSeq and is a predicted model, not a curated record. The transcript is spliced from 5 exons. Bases 163 to 915 code for a protein of 250 amino acids.
CGGCUAGUGCACCGCCUGACGCAGGCGCAGUAGGGCAGUCGGGUGCGCAGUGACUGCUGCCCAAGCGUAGGUUAAGGAAAAGCCUAGCAGUUCUGGGGUUCGCGCGCCGCCGGGUCGUUACAGCCGAGCACUUGGAGAACCCGCGGUCUGGGAGCAGCCGCCAUGUCGAUCUUCACCCCCACCAACCAGAUCCGACUGACCAAUGUGGCGGUGGUGCGGAUGAAGCGGGCAGGGAAGCGCUUCGAAAUCGCCUGCUAUAAAAACAAGGUCGUCGGCUGGCGGAGUGGCGUGGAAAAAGACCUCGAUGAAGUUCUGCAGACCCACUCAGUGUUUGUAAAUGUUUCCAAAGGUCAGGUUGCCAAGAAGGAAGACCUCAUCAGUGCCUUUGGGACGGAUGACCAGACUGAAAUCUGCAAGCAGAUUCUAACUAAAGGAGAAGUGCAAGUGUCAGAUAAAGAACGGCACACACAGCUGGAGCAGAUGUUUCGGGAUAUUGCAACCAUUGUGGCAGACAAGUGUGUGAACCCAGAAACAAAAAGACCCUACACGGUUAUCCUCAUCGAGAGAGCCAUGAAGGACAUCCACUACUCCGUCAAGCCCAACAAGAGCACAAAGCAGCAGGCUUUGGAAGUGAUAAAGCAGUUAAAAGAGAAGAUAAAGAUUGAGCGUGCCCACAUGCGAUUGCGCUUCAUCCUGCCAGUGAACGAAGGAAAAAAGCUGAAGGAGAAACUGAAGCCGCUGAUGAAGGUCGUGGAGAGUGAGGACUACAGCCAGCAGCUGGAGAUAGUGUGUCUCAUCGACCCAGGCUGCUUCAGAGAAAUCGAUGAGCUAAUAAAAAAGGAAACCAAAGGCAAAGGUUCUCUGGAAGUGCUCAGCCUGAAAGACGUGGAGGAAGGAGAUGAGAAAUUGGAAUGACCCUCUCCAAGUCCUCAGCUGGAACAAGACAGAGGACAUUUGUCCCUUGCAGCAGCUUGUUUCUGUGACCUGCCAAAAGCCCUGCUCAAGCAACGUGCCACUUUCCAAUCUUGUGUUAAACAUUUACCUAGGUACUGGGUGUUUUUGUUAAAUUGGGGUUUCCAACAAAAAUGACAAACACAAAAUACAGCGUCCAGAACAGCUUGCUGUCUAUGCCUUUCUAGUUCCACAGGAAAGAUCAGACGUGGAUAAGGUAGAGUUAGGAUGUGAUACAUCAUUGGAGAGAGGUCUGUAUAACAAAAAGGAGUGUUUGCUGGGAUGAAGAUGUGGUACUUUUGCAUAAUGAAGUCCAGGUCUGGGGUGUGAGCUGGUUCCCUAAAUUUAGAUAUAUAAUGACUAGGGAAAAUUUGAAUUUUUAAUUUUCAACAAACAUGGAACCACACAACUGACUUAGAUUAUUCUUGGUAAAAUAUAUAAAGUCAUUUAAUACUAAUUCUUAAAAGUUUAUAUGUUAGUAUAGCUAAAAUUAUACAUAAUCAAUAAAACUUAUUUUUAUUAA